AAGUUUGAUUAGAAGGGAAAUUUGAAAAACAGCUGAUCGACAGCCGGCGAUGUGCAAGCAACGCACAAAUUUUUAUUUAUUUUUAUUGCGAGGCACAAAUUUAAAUUAAACACAAACAAAAUGUAUCAAAAUUUAGAGGAGCACAAUCGGCUGGUGAAUAAAUAUUUAAAGAUAUUCUUUGUAGUUGCAUUGUACUGGUGCACCUCCAUACUGACUGUGUUUGUGAACAAGCAUCUGCUGAGCAGCGAUACUGUUAAUUUGGGUGCACCACUGUUCAUGUCAUGGUAUCAGUGUGUUGUAUCCACCGCAAUAUGCUUUUGUAUGAGUCGCCUCAGCCGGAGGUAUCCAAGUGUAUUUACCUUUCCGGAAGGCAAUCCCCUGGACAUUGAUACAUUUCGAAAGCUUCUGCCCCUUUCCGUGCUCUAUACGCUGAUGAUUGGGGCCAAUAACUUGUCGCUGUCGUUUGUAACAGUUGCCUUUUAUUACAUUGGACGGUCGUUAACCACAGUGUUUAGUGUGGUGUUGACCUAUGUGAUCCUGAGGCAACGUACCAGCUUUAAGUGCUUGUUGUGCUGUGCUGCCAUUGUGGUGGGCUUUUGGCUGGGCGUGGAUCAGGAAAGCUUAACGAUAGCCUUCUCUUGGCGUGGCACGAUUUUCGGUGUGCUUAGUUCCUUGGCAUUGGCCAUGUACUCGAUACAAACGAAGAAGGCGCUGUCUUAUGUUAACCAGGAAAUCUGGCUGCUCAGCUACUAUAAUAAUCUGUACUCCAUGUUGCUAUUUUUACCACUAAUUAUAUUAAACGGAGAACUGGGUACCCUCUUGGCUUAUCAACACUUUUGGGCUCCCUGGUUCUGGGCUGCCAUGACGCUGAGUGGAUUUUGUGGUUUCGCCAUUGGCUUUGUCACAGCUUUGGAGAUAAAGGUUACCUCACCGCUAACGCACAACAUCUCUGGCACUGCUAAAGCAUGCGCCCAGACAGUUAUUGCCACGCAGUAUUACAACGAUGUGCGAUCGGCCAUCUGGUGGACUUCGAAUAUAGUUGUAUUGCUAGCUAGUGCUGCCUAUACGCGGGUCAAGCAGUUGGAAAUGUUGCAACAGCAUCAACAGCGAAAUGCUGCCACAUUAAAAGCCUGAUCCAACAUUUCCAACAUACGAUCAUGUCGUAUACGUUAUAUGCAACAAAUGAAAUGAAUUUACAAUUGGCUGAUCGUAUUGUGCAACCUCCAAAAACAAUUUUAAAAAUAACCUAAUAUAUGUAAGUGUCGUAAGAUUAUCAAUAUACCCUCUAAUUGUCGAAGCACACAACAUUUUCGUACAUAGUUUAUACAUAAGUGAAUCCAAAGACGACCUGCUGCUCGGAAUAAACAGAUUCCUAACAAGUUACUAAUGUUUAAAGUAUGUAUUCUGACUGUCAAUGCACAAAUGGAUCCUUAAGCAAUAAAGCUUUAGAUUUUGUAAGUA
Messenger RNA from Drosophila innubila, 1461 nucleotides. It is a transcript of the gene nac, whose product is annotated as GDP-fucose transporter 1. Bases 121 to 1134 code for a protein of 337 amino acids. Gene Ontology annotation, biological process: protein O-linked glycosylation via fucose; GDP-fucose import into Golgi lumen. NCBI's taxonomy places the organism in Eukaryota, Metazoa, Arthropoda, Insecta, Diptera, Drosophilidae. Gene Ontology annotation, molecular function: antiporter activity. Gene Ontology annotation, cellular component: Golgi apparatus. The transcript has 3 exons. The record is from RefSeq and is a predicted model, not a curated record.